UAAAAUUUCUUCUAGAUCUUGCAGCUGGAACAACUACUGAAUCUGCGAACUGGACUGGACGUCUUGCCCGAGUCUUGCCCGAGUCUCGCCUCAUAUAUUUUUAGACCCGAAAAAUUGAGCUGCGGCGGCAGAAGCCCACCGAACACGGCGGUUCGACAGAGAGAAGAAGCGAGACAAUGGCGGUAGGAAAGAUGUUGAAGAAGGCAUUGGUGCAGCACCCGGCGUACGCAUCGAAAGGAAGCAUUGUAAAUUCCCAAAUCAAAGCCAAGGUCACCCCACCUUCUUCGUCUCGGUUGGGUCAGUUCCUUGGAAUUCCUGAACCCACUCGUUCCGAUCUCUCCAAGCUCAUCUCCCGUUUUAUCAAGCUCAACAAUCGCCAGAAUCCUGGAAUGAAGAAGGAUAAUUUCACUGAAGAUAAGCUGAAAGCGUUACUGGCUGGCAAAGAAAGAGUUGGUAUCCCUGAAAUAGCGAAGCUGCUCUCCCAGCAAUUUGUCAAAUCUGGCUGAAGUAUGCCUGCCUGCCUCCACCACCGUUCGUAAGACCUCGAAGUGGUGUUCCAGCUUGGAAACAUAUGUAGUAAAAACCCAUCUCCAUUAUCAAAACCCGCAUCUUUAACUCUUGUUUUGUGUUCAACAAACAUUGAAGUCCUGGUACAUUUUCGUGGAGCUCCUCUCCCUUGAGCUAGGAUAACCACGUUCCUUCGUGCUUGCUCACAUGCUGAAUGAUUUUGGAGCAUCUAGCUUGAGAUUCAUAAAUUAGAACCUUCAGGUUUGCAUUCUCACUUAAGAUUUCUUGUUAUGCUGUUCUUAAUUCUGAACUCUGAUCCAGACCUGUCAGCCUCCGAGUCCGAGGUGAUUGAUCAUCUCAGGUUUUUGUAGGAUUUCUAGGUUGCUCGAGUUUCGUCCAUAAGCAGGUUGUUGGAAUUCAGACGACACAAUGGAAAAUUGAGAAUUUUGAUUGGAUGAGGGAUACCAACUGCCAUCCAGUUGGUGAUAGCGUCUGAGUGUCA
Linum tenue is the source of this 1009-nucleotide messenger RNA. NCBI's taxonomy places the organism in Eukaryota, Viridiplantae, Streptophyta, Magnoliopsida, Malpighiales, Linaceae. The record is from the annotation of a GenBank genome assembly.